GGAAGGACACGAUGCUCCCAGCUCUCCAACAGGCGAGCCCCCCGCCGGCUGCUAGACAUGCACCGUAUACGGACAGCUGAGACCCACCGCCGGUCAUCUCUUCCGCUAUGUGCUGAUUGUCUGUAUUUACAGAAGAUAUAUAACAAAGACAAACUUUAUUUUGGAAAGGUUUUUUGAUUCCAGUGGAAUCUGUGCUUAAGUUUCCUUGUCCUUUGCUUUGAGAGCCCUUAUAUUUUAGGACGCCAUGCCUGUACAAGCACCGCAAUGGACCGACUUUCUGUCCUGCCCUAUUUGCACCCAAACUUUUGACGAAACAAUACGGAAGCCCAUCAGUCUAGGCUGUGGACACACUGUUUGCAAGAUGUGCCUGAACAAGCUUCACCGCAAGGCUUGUCCAUUCGAUCAGACUACCAUCAACACAGAUAUUGAGCUUCUUCCUGUCAACUCUGCUCUCCUGCAGCUAGUGGGAGCUCAGGUGCCUGAGCAACAACAGAUCACCCUCUGUGGCGGGUGUGGAGCAGAGGACACCAAACAUUAUGAAGAAGCUAGGAAGUGUGUAGAAGAGUUAGCUCUGUAUUUAAAGCCCCUUAGCACUGCAAGAGGUGUAGGUCUAAACAGCACAACUCAAAGUGUGUUAAGUCGCCCAAUGCAGAGAAAGCUGGUGACACUGGUGCAUUGCCAGUUGGUUGAAGAGGAGGGACGUAUUAGAGCUAUGAGAGCAGCUCGUUCACUGGGAGAGAGAACAGUCACUGAGCUUAUCUUGCAACACCAAAAUCCUCAGCAACUGUCUUCCAACCUAUGGGCAGCUGUCCGUGCCCGUGGCUGCCAGUUUCUAGGACCAGCCAUGCAGGAAGAGGCACUAAAGCUUGUCCUCCUGGCUCUGGAAGAUGGAUCUGCGCUCUCACGGAAAGUCCUUGUUUUAUUUGUGGUGCAGAGACUUGAACCACGGUUCCCCCAAGCCUCGAAAACUAGCAUUGGGCAUGUUGUCCAGCUGCUUUACAGAGCCUCUUGCUUUAAGGUAACAAAGCGGGAUGAAGACUCCUCCCUAAUGCAACUAAAGGAGGAAUUUCGAACCUAUGAAGCACUGCGUCGAGAACAUGAUUCUCAGAUUGUUCAGAUUGCAAUGGAAGCUGGAUUACGCAUUGCUCCUGAUCAGUGGUCCUCCCUCCUUUAUGGGGAUCAGUCACAUAAAUCUCACAUGCAGUCCAUCAUUGACAAGUUGCAGACCCCAGCCUCGUUUGCUCAGAGUGUCCAGGAACUGACCAUUGCUCUACAAAGGACUGGAGACCCUGCAAAUCUGAAUAGACUUCGGCCUCAUUUGGAGUUGUUGGCAAAUAUAGACCCAAGUCCAGAUGCCCCUCCUCCAACCUGGGAGCAGUUAAAGGAUGGUCUGGUGGCAGUAAAGACUGUAGUGCAUGGAUUAGUGGAUUAUAUUCAAAAUCAUAGCAAGAAGGGAACAGACCAACAGCAGCCUCCACAGCACAGCAAGUACAAGACAUACAUGUGUAGGGACAUGAAACAGAGAGGAGGCUGUCCCCGUGGGGCAAGUUGCACCUUUGCCCAUUCUCAAGAAGAGUUAGAAAAGUUUCGGAAAAUGAACAAGCGUUUGGUUCCAAGAAGGCCACUCAGUGCCUCCCUUGGUCAAUUAAAUGAGGUUGGACUACCCAUAGGAGCACCUGAUGAAGGUCCUAUGGACUUACCACCCCGAAAGCCAAGUGGGCUUCCCAACGGCAUUGUGCCAGGAAGCUCAGUGACACAGCUCAUCUCAAGGAGUACAGACUCUGGCUUUGAGUCCGUAUUGAAACCAGUAAAAUUGGAUCACUUAAGCAGCAGUGCACCUGGAUCUCCCCCAGAAUUGCUGGAUUCUGUCCCCAAGACAUCUAUGUCUGCUUUGCCUGUCAACGCUCAUCCUGCCGCUUCACGUGAUUUGCCACCAUUACCGGUUUCCAAGCAGAUCCAAAUGGUGCCACGAGGUUCACAAAUGUAUGCCCCUCCUCCAGCAGAUACAUUUUACCAAGAAUGUCGGGGUGCUGGACCCCCAUUUGAUGCAGCUCCCUAUGCACAAGGUGUCUAUUACCCCCCUCAGUCCUCCCAGUGUGUUUCACGCUUUGUCAGACCUCCUCCUGCUGCCACUGAACCAGCCACCGCCUACCUCGACCACUAUACUCCCUACUUACAGGACAGAGUUGUCAGCACCCAGUAUGGCACUCCCACUCAGCAGUACCAGGCAAUUGUACCCGCCCAAUACCAGCCGCAUUAUGACAACCGUCGCGCUUAUCCAUCAAAUGCGCCACCUUACCAAAGGGAGGAGCUAGUGCGUGCCAGUCCGGUGCCUCUGGAAAUGCCUCCCGCUGCUGUCUCGCCCUAUGUUGCUGAAUCCAGAGAGAGAUACCAGGGCAUUGAAGGUUAUUAUACACACCCAGGACAAAUAAGGCCUUCAUAUCAUAGGGAACCAUAUAUUCGUCUGCCUCCCCAGCACACUGCUCAGCCUCACCCCAGCCUGGAUGACCUUCAUCGACGUCGCAAGGAGAUCAUGGCUCAGCUAGAAGAAAGAAAUGUUAUUUCCCCUCCACCCUUUGCGCCCUCACCCACUUUGCCUCACAGCUUCCACCCAGAAGAGUACCUUGACGAGGAAUUAAAAAUACCUGGAAAUUUUAAAGGGAAUGAUUACAGUCAGUAUUCACCCUGGUCCUUUGACACAUUCGGCCCCUACAUUGGAACCAAAGACAACAAAUCCAAAGAUGUUUCAGCUGGUGGCAAUGUGGAAGUAGCUAAUGUUGACGGCAAAUCCUUAAGAGACCAACGCAUUGAGCUUCAGCGGAGAGCUACAGAGCCUGGUGAGGAUGAUCUAAUCCCUUUUGGAGACCGACCCACCGUUUCUCGAUUUGGGGCCAUCUCCCGCACAUCGAAGGCCCUGUACCAACCACCAGGCCCAAUGCAGCAGGCCAUGGCAGCCCACGGAGCUGCCAAAUCUAGCAUUACAGAUUACAGCUUGUACAGCAGUCACAGUGGCUUGAGUGGUCCAUCAUAUCCAACCCAUCAAAACCUUCCUUCUCAGGGACAUUUGAGUGAGCGGGAAAGGCUAUCCAAGCCUUUACCAACAUCUGAAAGAGAACAGCUUAGGAUGGAACUUCAGCAAGUGAACCAGCAGAUCAGUCAGCAGGCACAAAUGCGUGACAUGGAGGUAGCUACUAACCGCCUGCUGUUGAGAGAGGCAUCUUCACUUGGAAACCAGCAGCAGCCACCCCCACAACAACCGCCAGCCAAGUGGCCCAGCAAGGUGUCCAGUAAACAGCUGAGCCUUGAACUUCAUCAAGUGGAACGGGAGAUUGGGAAGAGAACACGUGAACUCAGCUUGGAGAGCCAUUCUUUGAGUAUGAAAAGCAAACCAGAUACCAUCAAAGUAGAAAAUGGGCAGCUGGAUGACCUCCCGCUAUCAUUCAGCAGUGAGGUGCCAAAUGGAUCUGGCCUGACACAGGACAUCACCUUAUCUAAGACAGCAUCUUUAACUCUUUCAGAAGAUCCCCAAGCUGGAGGAGACAAAAGUGAUCUGAUGAGAUCUGGAGUUAAUUCUACUGCUGCUCCUUAAUCUGUGAAGGCCAUCUAACCCACGUACCUGACACCACCCUUAACCACCCCUCUUCUGUUUUUUUAAAUAUUGAUUGACGGUGUUUUGGUCUAGUGGGUAGAAAACACAUGGAGUAGCUUUUUUGUUUUUUUUUGUUUUGUUUUUUGGAGGGAGGGAGAAGACUGAGCAAGUCAGGAUUUUUAAGAAGACAAUGUUUUUGCAUUACUUACCUAAACCCCGUUUUGGGGGUCUAGGAGGAAGAAAAUCUGUGACCCUGCUCCUCUUCUUCCUCUUCUCCAAAGCAUGACUGACUAGAUAUAUAAUGUGCAUUGAAAACACCACUAUAAAGAACAACCUCUGCACAUAUUUUCACGUUAACACAUUUUUUAAUAAAAAAUAUACUGAAUACAAAAUAUAUAUUAAAAAAAAGACACAGAUGAAAAUUAGCAGUAUCUGCAAGCAAUUCAAGAUUAGUUGUUUUUGUUCUGUGAAUGAACUUAAUUUUAAUAACUUUCGAUGCCUUGGAUGCAAGGCUUAAAAGACAAAAAGGAAGAUAUUAUAUAUAUAUAUACUCUGUUUGAUUAAUUGUACGAUCUUAUUGCUGUAGAUUACAUUUAUUUUUUCUUGUUUUAUUUGGAUGGUAUUACAUAGCCAGUAAAUCAGCCAUGCAUGCCAGACUUACCUAAAAGAUAUGAAUCUUUUGCCCUUGAUGUUUUUUUUCCUGAGCUUUUCAAAAAGCAGAGACACUAAUCUAGGAAAAUCACUUUCCCUUUGUGUAAAGAAAAAUUCAGCCUGGAAUUGUUGCUCUUCAUCCUCUGGGUAUUUACCUGUCUGUCCUUGGUUACCAGAGAACAUAACUGUUUUGUUAUCCAGUAUAAAAAGAAUUUCAGAGGCUGGUCAUGCAUGGCAGAAAGGUUAUUUGAAAGCCAUUUUGCAAAUAACCAGUAUGUAAAGAUUCUAUUGUCACUUACCACAACUGUUUCCCAUAGCUGACAAUUAAAGCAGUUCGAUGCUCUUCUGUUGCAUUAUCUCUGCACGAUUAAACAAAACUGGCUAUGUAAUAACUUCCCACAUCGUUAUGGUGGGGUAAAAGCGAGAAUUCAUUUUUUGUUUCUUGUAAUUUCUUAGUGUUUUGAUCCCCCCUCCCCCGUUAUUUCUUUCCUCUCUAUUGCCUGCUGGGCCAGUGUCCGCCUCAGCGUUAUGUUCAACGAAUCCUAUUAAGAAAGAAGUUAUAAGAAGAUUGUACGAUAUACGUACCUUUCAAGGUGAAAAUAUGGGUUUUGGGUCCCACAGUUGCCUACCAGUUGAGGUUUCCAAACUGAAGGUGCUUGGAAAGAAGCACCUGUUUGAUUUUCCUUAUUGCCAAGAGGAGGCACCGCGUUUGAUAUACUGUUUCACAUUGAAUUAAAUUGAACAUUUCGGACCUGCUGGUCACACAUUUGAUAUUUACAUAUAUUGGCUUGGGGUUCAAGCUAACUCUAUUUUUUUUUCUUUUCUUUUUUUAAUUUAAAUAACGACCAUAGAUUAUAUGUGUGUGUAUAGUUACAGUUAUACACAUACAUAUAUAAAAUAUUUUUAAGAAUUUUGUUUUUGGAUGAGUGCAGCUGUUUGGUGCAGGAAUUUCAUGUAUCUUUAUAAUGUAGAGUUGUCUUUCCUCUAGAUCUGAAUCAUACCAGCAAUCAAUGGCAUAAUAUUGAUUCAUUCAUUUAUUGCAGCGAGACGUAGUAAAAACUUCUCACCGUUUCUCCUGAUGACAAAGGGCUAGCAUACUUUAGCAUUUUCUGUUCCUCAGUUUGGUUACAUUUGCUGGGAUGACCUUGCAUCUUUUUUUUGUAGGCUUCUCUUCAAAAUGUGAGAUGAGACCUCACCGUAGAAAAACUCACUCACUUUCACUUCAUUCUUAUGGGAUUUUUAAAAGCAUAUUUAUCAAAUGGUGAAUUCCAUUGUUAAAUACAAUUCUAGAAAGUGAGUGAGUUGUUCUGUGGUGAGUUCUAAUCUCACAUUUUGAUAAAUCAGCAGAUUGGAGCACAGGAUAGUACAUGAAAUAAGAAAUUGUAGGCAUGGCCAAAUUUAAAAGGUAUAAUAUAUUUCAGAGUUUGUAUUGUAAAUCAGUCUUGAUUUGGGCAAAUAGUAGCCUGCUGACUGCCGUUUUACUGGCUGUCAGGGUUUUUAUUGCUGCUCUGAUCUUUUUGUCUUGUGGCUGUUGCCUAAAAUUUGCUACUUUCCUAUCUGGGGAGUCACAGUAAACAUCUGUGCAUGUGCAGGAAAAGUACUUAUGCUGUGUCCUGGUAUCUAUGGAUGCAGUCACUUGAGGCCUUUUAACAUCCCUGUAGCUGGGUGACCUAGAGGCAAAGCACCCCUGAUACCUGCUUGAUACAACAUAGUCUCUGCAAAAGCCUAAAACUCCUUCAAAAAGACCUCAUGCUUCACAAUCAAUAAAGAAUGCAUGGAAGGGAUUUUGGCAUAGUUCCUUGGAUAGAUGUUCCAAGUCCGGCCUAUGUUCCAGAAUUGGACAAAAAAA
Messenger RNA from Xenopus laevis (African clawed frog), 6089 nucleotides. RefSeq names its product ring finger and CCCH-type domains 1 L homeolog (gene rc3h1.L). The record is from RefSeq and is marked provisional. Gene Ontology annotation, cellular component: P-body; cytoplasmic stress granule. NCBI's taxonomy places the organism in Eukaryota, Metazoa, Chordata, Amphibia, Anura, Pipidae. Gene Ontology annotation, molecular function: RNA stem-loop binding; RNA binding; ubiquitin protein ligase activity. Gene Ontology annotation, biological process: protein polyubiquitination; protein ubiquitination; nuclear-transcribed mRNA catabolic process, deadenylation-dependent decay.